UCAAUAACUCACCAGGAGGCUGCUAUUCUCCCUCCGCUUCCCACCCUCCCACUUGUCUCGGUAUCUCUGCAUUCAUGCCUUUUUGGCCCUCCCUCGGCAGCGGGUGAGGAAUAAAGCAGCGCUGGCUGAGCACGACGCAGGCUGCGCUAGGGAUGCUGUGAGCCAGCGGAGGGAAGCCUGAAUCACCGGCACCUCAAGGAUUUUUAGAUGUGCCCUGAUGCCGCAGGGUCUCCUCGCUCCUGGAAAUGCAGCUCUCUUCCAGUGUGGCUGAACUCAGCUGUGACGAGACGAUGGACCCACCCGCUGAGGACUUCCAGCAGGUCCUGUCCAUUGACCAAAUCCGCUCCAUCCGUGCCAGCAACAACUACGUGGAGAGACCGGCUGUCUGCUUCCAGCAAGCCCGCUCCAACCCAUCCCUGUCCCAGCCACCACACAAGCAAGAGUGGUCCCAGGACCGCCUGGCGUCUUCCACCUUCCAGGACCUGCACCGCAGCCACAGCCAACAGCACCAGAUGCCACCUUUGCAGCAACACAUGAGCCAUUCCAGCACGGCCAGCUCCGUCUCCCAAAGCACCACCGCCUCCGACCAGCGACUCCUGAGCAGCCUCACGCCCUCCCACUCCGGGCAUUCCCUCAUCCGGACGCAGCCCCGGGCCGGCGAGCUGAAACCAGAGGAAUCGCCGCUGAAGGGGGUGGUGGAGAAGCCCACCCUCCACACCGGCCACCUCUUCAUCUGCGAGGAGUGCGGGCGAUGCAAAUGCGCCCGCUGCACGGCCGCCCGCAGCCUGCCCUCCUGCUGGCUCUGCAACCAGCGCUGCCUCUGCUCCCCCGAGAGCCUCCUCGACUAUGGGACUUGCCUCUGCUGCGUCAAGGGUCUCUUCUACCACUGCUCCACCGACGACGAGGACACCUGCGCCGACGACCCCUGCUCCUGCGGGCCGGGGUCCUGCUGUGCCCGCUGGGCUGCCAUGAGCUUCCUCUCUCUCCUCAUGCCCUGCCUCUGCUGCUACUUUCCUACCCUGGGGUGCCUCAAACUUUGCCAGCGGGGUUAUGACGGCCUGAAACGACCCGGCUGCCGCUGCCAGAGCCACACCAAUACGGUCUGCAGAAAGAUCUCCUCCUCCAGCGGCACGCCUUUCCCCAAGACGCUGGAUAAGCCGGUAUGA
Messenger RNA from Haliaeetus leucocephalus (bald eagle), 1166 nucleotides. RefSeq names its product sprouty homolog 3 (Drosophila) (gene SPRY3). Gene Ontology annotation, cellular component: membrane; cytosol. Gene Ontology annotation, biological process: animal organ development; negative regulation of MAP kinase activity; negative regulation of fibroblast growth factor receptor signaling pathway. Lineage: Eukaryota; Metazoa; Chordata; Aves; Accipitriformes; Accipitridae. Bases 246 to 1166 code for a protein of 306 amino acids. The transcript has 2 exons. The record is from RefSeq and is a predicted model, not a curated record.